Microthlaspi erraticum is the source of this 891-nucleotide messenger RNA. The record is from the annotation of a GenBank genome assembly. NCBI's taxonomy places the organism in Eukaryota, Viridiplantae, Streptophyta, Magnoliopsida, Brassicales, Brassicaceae.
AUGAGGUAUAUCAAGACAGCACAUGACUUCAAGGCGAACUCAAAGAGGAAACAAGCCUUUGCUGAUUGGACACACUUUGCCAAUGAACCAUUCUUGCCUUCAAGAUCAAAGGUGUCUAGAAUCACUCAUCCAGCCAUUCGCUACGUGCACCGCCUCAUCUCCACCACUUUCCAAUGCAAACAAGAAGCCAACAAGGUCACAACUGAUGAGUUCUACAUCCUCACCACACCAUUCAUCAAGCAUGAGUACAAGGCAAACCUUGGUCUUUUACUUGCCAAGACAUUUAUCAAUGUGAGGAAGCUAGCUAAAGACUUGGAAGGCAACAAGAAGCUUUGUGUUUGUUUUGGGAGGCUUAUCACGGCCAUAGUACACCAUGUGGGGAUUGACAUUCCCAACUAUGAGCCACUACCCAAGCCAACCCCUUUGGAUCUCCAUGCUCUUCAGCAUAUCCACUUCCUAAACCGUUGGACUAAAAACCCAACUCGGUUUUGCUAUGAGUUUCCAAUUGGUCCAGCCAACACUUCCCUUGUCUUGCUGCCACAUGAAGACAUCCCAAGCCUACGCUCAGGAGUUGUCACUUUCCAGCCCAAUGAGGAAGACUUCUAUGUUCUAUCAAGUGAGAAACCAUCAUUCCCCAUGCUCACCUAUCGCACACUUCAGCAUGCAGUCAAGACUCAACGCCGCCUCCAAGAACGCCAUGUUCUAACUACUGGCAUGGCUGCGCACCAAGCUCUAGACCGUGUUAACAAGCUGGAGAAGAUAGUGGAAUGCCAAUCUCGCUUCAUCGGUCAAGGGGGGAGGCGGGGGGGACGGGGGGGCGCCUACAGGGCGGGCGGGGAGCCGCCUCGUAGCGGCGGGGGGCCGGGGCGGCAGGCGCACAACAGGCUCUAG